Molecule: messenger RNA, 258 nt
Organism: Ilex paraguariensis (yerba mate)
Lineage: Eukaryota; Viridiplantae; Streptophyta; Magnoliopsida; Aquifoliales; Aquifoliaceae
Source: the annotation of a GenBank genome assembly
AUGCAGGCUUACUAUCCAGAGCGUUUAGCAAAGUGUUUCAUACUAAAUAUGCCACAGUUUUUCGUGAGUGUUUGGAGAGUGGUAUGCCGAUUCCUUGAGAAAGCGACGCUAGAGAAGAUCGUAAUUGUGAGCAAUGAAGAUGAAAUGAGGGAGUUUGUCAGGGAAAUUGGUGAAGAGGCCUUACCAGCGGAGUAUGGCGGGCGAGCAAUGCUCGUGGCUCUUCAAGACGUUGUACUUACCCCAUUGGUAACUCAAUAG